Molecule: messenger RNA, 4421 nt
Organism: Scaptodrosophila lebanonensis
Lineage: Eukaryota; Metazoa; Arthropoda; Insecta; Diptera; Drosophilidae
Exons: 14
Coding region: 159-4241 (1360 amino acids)
Biological process (GO): regulation of transcription by RNA polymerase II
Cellular component (GO): nucleus
Molecular function (GO): zinc ion binding; RNA polymerase II cis-regulatory region sequence-specific DNA binding; DNA-binding transcription activator activity, RNA polymerase II-specific
Source: RefSeq, a predicted model, not a curated record
CACACGGAAUCGGAAAAAUACAACCCUGGACCCAAACGUUUAGCAGACAAACAAUCGCGUGCUUGUUACUGUAUUUUUUCCGAAUUAAAAAUCGCAAUAAAUUGACAUUACUUUGUUUCCAAACCAAACCCAUGCCGUCAAGAGUUUGUUUUUGAGUCAUGGCUAAUAAAGAUGUAAAAACGGCGGGUAUAGUCGACUACAAUAUAAUAUGUCGUUGCUGCCUGAAACCCGACGCCGAGCUCUACAAACUAGACUCUCUUAUGGUGGCGCGAGACCUGACGCGGCAAGCAGAAGAUGGUGGCAAUGGUGAAAAAAUAACUCUAUUGCGAUGUUUGCUAUUCUGCAUACGCACUGAAAAUAUUCCGGAGCUACCACUGUUCAUAUGCACCGGCUGCAGCAAAAGUUUGCAGAUUGCGUAUCAUUUCAUACAGAACGCUUUGCGUGCCCAUGAGUUUCUGUGUCAUAAGCUCAGCCCAGACAGAGAAUGUUCAAAGACGCAAGCAUCGGCGAAGCGCGCGGUGCGUUUUAACGGACAGCAAAAUCGCUGCUUGGAUGGCAGUAAAGAGAAGGCGCCAAUAAGGGGCAUUAAGUGCUUGGAGCAAGAGGCGUUCAACAAAAAAGAUGGCACUGACACAACAAAGGACAAGCGACAGACUCAGACCCAGCUGAAAGACCAACCACGCAAAAACGUACGUCAUGAAUGCAAGGUAUGCGGCGCUGUAAUAUACAACAAACUAGAGCUAAAGCAGCAUAUACGGUUGCAUUCUGACGUAAUUUCACACAGUUGUAGGCUGUGUCCCUUUAUUACUCUAAAGCAGCGCCAAUUGAGCGAUCAUUAUCGCAUGAAGCAUGACUUAACGCUAACACAAGUAGCAAGAUUAAACGCGCCUGCACCCUCGAAAAAGAUUGGCCCAGAGCCACCUUGUUCCUCACCAACCAGAACAAGUACAGUCGCCUGUAGUUUGAGCGCUACAAAGCCCGCAGAGGACUCAGUUGUUAAAGUGUGCACCCUGGAAGACAUGGAACUUUUGAUACCAACAGUUUUGAGACCGGAGGAUUAUACAACUCCACAUAUUGAUUCCGAGCAAUUGUGCGAAAUGGAGCAGUUGAGUACUAACAUGCAUACAGAAGCCGAGAUUGCGCCGAUGACUGAUUCCGCACUCAACGCGACGGCUAAAUCAUACGCUGAAAAUUCCACUUCGGGCGAAACUUCUGACAUGCAGUCAGGGAGGCACGUGAGCAUAGGGACCGAGUAUCUCGUUCUUCCAGAUGGAUCACUACAACAGUUAAACGGAAGCGGUGUUGUCAUAGAAUACAUCAAUGCAUCCGUCGCCGAUACUAAAAAUAAUAACGAUGUCAGGGCCCCUAACCUAACGCUCCAGAACUUGUUAGGCACAGCAGCGGAUAAUGAAGCAGCGAUGGAUAUUGAUGAGCUUAUUGUUGAGGAAGUGCAGCCCCAAAUAAAAAUCAAGGCAGCAAUUGGAUCUUCGCGCAUGUCGACGUUCUUAAAACAUAAAUGCAGCCAAUGCCCCAAGACAUUUGCUACCUUGGCACGCUUGAAAUCUCAUCAAUUGACUCACACCAAUCUGCCAAAAUUCUACUGUGAUCAGUGCACUUUCUAUUCGCUGCGCAGUACCGAGCUAAUGGAUCAUUACAAGACACUGCACAACAUCCAGCCAACUGUCGCCCAGGGCUUGUUUCGUAACGUAAAGGCUACAGCAGCUCCUUCAGAUGUAAAUAAAACUUACUCGUGUGAUAUGUGCCUCUUUGAAACCCAGAGCCGUGGACAACUACGCGUGCAUUACAACAAGAAGCACUUGGUGGAACCGUCGGAGAUCCAACUUAGACCUAGUUGGUCAGGUGCGGAUAAUGGCAACGUAGUUAAAUGUGAUGGAGUCCCGGGCAAACAAGUCAAGCAAACGCAACUCCCAAUAGGAAUUACAUAUGCUCCAACACCGAACCCGCCCGAACAACUUACCUUGCUAACCGCAACAUCAAGUAAUACCAACGAGAUUAUCACUACGCCGAUAUUAGAGUAUACCACUAACUCAGAUGUAGUCACAGCUACGGCGAAUAGCCCACCUCAAAUAAUCACAGACUCAGAAUUUCCAUCUACAGCGGACAAUUCCUUUGCAAUUUUUCCGGAAAGCUCAACGGCAGCAGAACCCAAAAAGGCAUUGCCUUUGGUGAGCACACAGGCUCCUAUAAUUGGUGAUAUGCAGGAAUUUAUUGAUAAUACCGAUGUUGCUGCUAUUUGCACGAUACCAGCCGAUGGAAUGCCUGUGGCUGAUGGGGAAGAUCUUGUCAUAGAUAACAACAAUAUAAGUUUAGAUUUUGAUGCUGAAAAUCUUUUUGAAGAUUUUGAAGAUGAAGAUGAACCAGACGAAGAGGUUGAAGAAGAGGAAGAAGAGGAGGAUGAGAGCAAUAUUGAUGAUGAGAAUGACAACAAUGGUUCGGCCAUUAAUCAGAAUUUGGUGCACACCAGCGACGAUGACGAUGUAGAUGAUUUUGAUGAUGAGCAAUCAAAACACUUACAAAAACCAUAUUGUGUAUACUGCAACAAGAAAUUUACGAGUCAGUACAAGUUUGAAAACCACAUGUUUGUGCAUAGAGGAUUGGCACCUUACCGUUGCGAGCUAUGUACGAACAUCUAUAAUCGUAAACGUGCCCUUAUUCGACACUACAGGGCCGUACACAAGCGCAUACCAACUCGCGAUAUGGUGCAGGCUAAAGGCGACAAGGUGUCGGUGGAUCGCACUAACAUUGAAAAGCUGCACAUCGUACCGCCCAAGUAUCCUGCGCUUAUGUGCGCAAAAUGUCCAUUCGAAUGUGAGCAGGAUUCGGAGAUGCGUAGCCAUUUAAAUGCACACCAUGGAAUCAAUGAUGGUGCUUCAUGUCAUGCUGGCGACGUAUUCAUUAUACGCAAAUUGCCCUAUGAGUGUCCACGAUGUAUUCGCACUUUUGCGGCCAAGCACAUAUUAACGCGCCAUCUACAGCGGAGCCAUCUUGUAGAUACAAUCAUUGAGCUGCAAUCGGUGUCGAAUCCCCAAACGACAAGUUCGGCUACCACAAGAACCACUUCCACAACGACCACCACUUUGCCGAACGCUGGCGAGCAAAAGGCCGCUGCCGUUGAGCAGCUAAACCAAGGACAGGAAAAUAAAGAAGCAGCAGAUAAAUAUGAUCAAAACUUGAAUGACACAACUGAAAGCAUAAUUACAACUGCAGCGGAUCUCCACACCAGUAUCGGCAACAUCAGUGUAUCCUGUUACACACCCCUCCCUACCCCGACACCGAAUGAUUCCUAUGACUACGAAUAUAAUUUCAUUGGUCAUGCACACGCCACAACAAGAGCAAGCAUAGAGCACGAAAACGACAAUCAGCCAUCCACUUCCAGCUACCAAAGGCAGGGGUUGACUGCAGACAAGACUAUGACAUUUGGUAUGGCGCAUCAGGAGGCACAACAAAAUAACAGCAUGCAUAAUGGCUUGCCCAACACGCCUAUAUAUGUUUGUAAGCAAUGCAACCAUACUUGCACUGAACUAAGCGAGUUGCAGCAGCAUCAAGCGGAGCAGCAUACCAUAAGCGAUCAUCUGUCAUCGCCCCGUCGCAAUUAUGACUUCAAGUGCCACAUAUGCAACAGUACUUAUCGUACAAAAACACUGUUAUUGUAUCACAUGAAACGUCAUGCGAACAGAAACUAUCAGUGUGACCAAUGUCCAAAGACCUUUGUGAUAAAGCCAGAGCUGACAAAACAUCGUGUAACCCACACAAACGAAAUGCCAUUUAAAUGUAACAUUGAAAUAGAUGAUGGGAAAGCAGUUUGUGCGAAGACUUUCCGCUAUAAGCAUCACUUAAAGCGCCAUCAAAAUGCAAGCCAUCAUUUAAAGCGUUUUGCAUGCCAAUUUCCGAAUUGCGGGCGAGAACUUGUCACAAAAUCGCAGCUCAAUCAACAUAUGCGUAUGCAUAAAGGUAUUUUUGCAUACAGGUGCCCGAAGUGCGGGCAUGCUUUUUCACGACGCAGGCCUUUGUGGCUACAUGCACUGCGUGCACAUCAGCUAAAAAUGACAGAGGACGAUUUGGCAGAAGUCUAUCGCGCCAAUGUGGGCUACACCAAUCCGCAUGACUUGAAGGUAUUCACGCGCAGUGGAGAACUGUUGCGGCGUCAGGAUUUUGAGGCUGCUGUUGCGCAAGAGCAGCUCGUCGAGGUGGAGAAUGCCGUUGUAAAUAUUAUAACAUAAUUGAGAUCACGCAAUGCAGCUGCAUUUUGUACAAAGUUGUAUGUAGGGUAAACAUUAUUCAUCUAUUUAAGCACAUGUCAUAAAUAUUGUUAUUGUAUGUUAAGACUAUGUAUAAGUUUAAAGGAAUUGCAAAUUUUCAUAAUUAAUGAAUAAAUAAAAGUUGGACAGAAACGGGUUGAU